Messenger RNA from Photinus pyralis (common eastern firefly), 1066 nucleotides. RefSeq lists its product as uncharacterized. The transcript is spliced from 3 exons. Bases 381 to 752 code for a protein of 123 amino acids. Lineage: Eukaryota; Metazoa; Arthropoda; Insecta; Coleoptera; Lampyridae. The record is from RefSeq and is a predicted model, not a curated record.
CGAGUGUAUAAUCCGGAAACUAAGGGAUGCAAAGUUGGAGCAGUUUAGUGAAGAGUUGCAAGACUGGAAGAAUGAUGAUGAAUCUUCAGAAUCCGGUGAAGGGUGUUAAAUUCGAUGAAUUCAAUAAUAGAACGUAUGUAAUGGUGACGUGGCAUUUUGCUUAUUGGGCAGCAAGAAAGGACCAUGGGAAACUGUAGCAGUUGAUAGAGUUCGAUUCCCGACGUAGAAAAUUCCAAAAAAGUCGAACCGCGCGCCGAAAAUAAAAAAGGUCCAGAUACUGCAAUCCCUAUUAAUCAAACCACCGACGGCGACGGCCAAAACGACCACCACCACCACCAUUGGAGACGAAACACGCUCCGCCAACUGUGUUAACAACUCAAAUGAAUCCAGAGUCUCUGCCGGUAAUAAAUAAUGGAGGUCCAUUAUUGGACGAAGAAAUGAUAACAAUCCACUCGGAUAAUUCUACAAUCGCAACCGGCAACUUGGGUGAUAGUUUCGAGCUAGAUCUGCUGUUGGCCCAGUUAGAAGGGGACCCCGCUGCUAGUUUUAUGUUCGAACCAGCUCGAAUAAUUCCCCAUCACCCAUACUAUCCCAACCAAUACGGUCGCCUACACCACCAACACCUGCACCGGUGUUGUCUCUCCCACCUCCUCCGGCAGAACGACCUGUCUUGCAAACGGGCCAAAAACGACCGUAAGUUUAUAUCACAGUACUUGUCGAAUUCCAUCGUAACAGAUUAUUUUUUUAAUUGAUAACGUCGCAGCAUGAGGGGUCAUCGAUUACGCAACCAAAAACGCCACGGGAGCUAACACUUACAGCAGCUUGAAAAACAUGGAACCGGUGUACCGGGCCAAGCUGCUAGGGGACGCACGAAUUGCAACGUAUUAGACGUUGCAAAAAAGAAGAAAAACGUGUCGAGAAGGAUCUUAGUGACAUUGAGGACUCUCAAGUUCCUCAAAUCUAGAAAAUAAGUUUUUUCUCCAACCACCUGAAUAAGACGCUAUUUUGUGACAGUGUUCGGUACGUAAAAUUGACGUUUUGCGGAUUAAUCGUUUUCACCAUGGCA